Aphidius gifuensis is the source of this 3642-nucleotide messenger RNA. RefSeq names its product probable phosphorylase b kinase regulatory subunit beta. The record is from RefSeq and is a predicted model, not a curated record. The coding region runs from base 198 to 3512 and encodes 1104 amino acids. The transcript is spliced from 5 exons. Gene Ontology annotation, biological process: glycogen metabolic process. Gene Ontology annotation, molecular function: calmodulin binding. NCBI's taxonomy places the organism in Eukaryota, Metazoa, Arthropoda, Insecta, Hymenoptera, Braconidae. Gene Ontology annotation, cellular component: phosphorylase kinase complex.
CAUUAUUACGCGAUUGAUAAUUUAUCGACAAUCAGCUGCUUUUUAUUUAUUUAUUUUUUUUUUCUCAAUUUCUUUUUACGUUCUUUUUUUUUAAUUUUUAUUUAUGGAGAAAAAUAAAAUUUAAUUUUAUAAUUAUUAUGUGAUUAAUUAUAUAUAUUAUUUAUAUUAUUUAAUAAAGGAGAAACAUCUUAAAAAUCAUGACUUCUAAAGUAAGAUCACCAUCUGAAUCAUCAAAAAGAUUUUCAAUGGCAGAAAAUAGUGCUAGACAGGGAAGUGUUUAUGACCUUGAUAUUGACAUGUUUUUAAAAAUAUCAAAUUACGAAGAUACAAUAAGACAAUUGGAUAUAUAUUAUGGAAUUGUUAAAAGACAAUUGUUAAAUCAUCAAAGCUGUAUAACUGGUUUAUUUCCUGAAGUAACAAGUGAUAAAAUAGUUGGCAGUGUUAAAGAUAGUAUAUAUUGUGCAGCAUCAAUAUGGAGUUUAUAUCAAGCAUAUCGUAGAAUUGAUGAUGAUCGUGGUAAAUCAUAUGAACUUGGACAAUCAGCAGUUAAAUGUAUGCGUGGAAUUUUGGAAUGUUGGAUAAAACAAUCAGAUAGAAUUGAAUUAUUUAAAUUAAAUCAAUGUAAUCGUUAUGCAUUACAUUGUAAAUUUAAUCUUGAUACUGGUGAUGAAAUAUACAAAGAUGAUGAUUUUUUUCAUUUACAAAUUGAUGUUGUAUCAUUAUAUUUAUUAUUUCUAGUACAAAUGAUAUCAUCUGGUUUACAAAUAAUAUAUACACAAGAUGAAGUUGCAUUUGUACAAAAUUUAGUAUAUUAUGUUGAACGUGCAUAUAGAACACCAGAUUAUGGUAUGUGGGAAAGAGGUAGUCGUUAUAAUGAUGGUACACCAGAAAUACAUGCAAGUUCAAUUGGCAUGGCUAAAAGUGCACUUGAAGCAAUAAAUGGUUGUAAUUUAUUUGGUGAUAAAGGUGCAUCAUGGUCUGUAAUAUAUGUUGAUAUUGAUGCACAUAAUCGUAAUCGUAGUAUAUUUGAAACAAUGUUACCACGUGAAUCAAGUUCAAAAAGUGUUGAUUCUGGUUUAUUAACAACAAUAUCAUUUCCAGCAUUUGCAACACAUGAAGAGCCACUUUAUAAUGAUACUAAAACAAAUAUUAUUAAUAAAUUAAAAGGACAUUAUGGAUAUAAAAGAUUUGGUAGAGAUGGAUAUAAAACAGUUAUUGAAGAUAAAACAAGAAGAUUUUAUAAAACUGGUGAAAUUAAAGAUUUUGAUAAAAUUGAAUGUGAAUGGCCCCUAUUUUAUAUAUUUAUGAUUAUUGAUGGUGUAUUUAAAUCAAUACCAGAACAAGUUGAAGAAUAUCAAAAUUUAUUAAAAAUAAGAAUACAUAAAGAUAAAUUUGGUGAUCCAAUAAUACCAAUGUAUUAUUAUGUACCAGAAAAUCAUAUUGAUGCUGAAAGACAAGAACCUGGUUCAACUUAUCGUGCAGCAAGUAAUAUUGGUAGUGCAAAUAAAACAUCAACAAUUAGUGACACUGAAUCAUCACCACUUUAUUUAUGGAAUCAAGCUAUGUUUAUUAUUGCACAGCUAUUAACUGCUGGACUUUUACAUAUCAAUGAACUUGAUCCAAUUAGAAGAUAUUUACCAUCUUACAAUCGACCAAGACGUACUGGAAGAUAUUCAGCUUUUCAAGGUACACAUUCAGAUUUGGUUGUUCAAAUUGUUUUAAUUGCUGAAUCAAUGAGACUUCAAGCAAUGAUGGCAACAUAUGGUAUACAAACUCAAACACCACAUGAAGUUGAACCAGUACAAAUAUUAUCAUCACUACAACUUAUUGAUGUUUAUCAAAAAUUAGGUAUUAAUAAAAAAUUGAAGCUUCAAGGUAGACCAGCACGUCCAAUUGGUUCACUUGGUACAAGUAAAGUAUAUCGUGUAUGUGGUAUGACAGUAUUAUGUUAUCCAUUAAUAUUUGAAGUAUCACAAUUUUAUUUAUAUCGUGAUAUGGCAUUAUUAAUUGAUGAUAUUAAAACUGAAUUAAAAUUUGUUGGUAAAUAUUGGCGUUUAUCUGGACGUCCAACAGUAUGUUUAUUAAUACGUGAAGAACACAUGAGAGAUCCACAAUUUAAAGAAAUGCUUGAUUUAUUUGCAAUGUUAAAAAAAGGUUAUUGUGAUGGUACUAAAGUUAGAAUUGGUCGUUUACAAAAUUUAAUAUCAUCAUCAUGUAUUGAACAUUUAGAUUUUGUUAGUCAUAUUGAAACUGAUAUUGAAUUAACACAAUUUAAACAAUUAAAACAUGAUUAUAUUGGCUAUCAAAGUUUAACAGAUGUACCACGUUCAUUGUCAUACAAUGAAGACACAACAAUUGAUUAUAAAAAAUUUAAAAAUGAUAAAAUAUAUAAUAUUAUAAAUGAGCUACGUUGUACAAAUGGUAUUUAUAAUAAAGCAAUAUUAUAUGGUAUAUUAUUACAACGUGAAGGACAAUAUUAUGAUAUAAAUGGUACAAAUGUUAUUGAUAAUUUAAAAUUAUUAUAUCAACAAGCUGGUAGUUUACGUUAUUGGAAAGCAGUUAGAUAUUGUAGUUCAUUAUUAAAUCAUACUGUUGAUAGUAUUAGUCCAUUUAUAACUGGUGUAUUAGUUAAAGGUAAACAAAUAACUGUUGGUGUUAUUGGACAUGAAGAAACAGUAUUUGAUAAACCAAUGACACCAGCUGAAAUACAAUCAGUUAUGUAUGAAAAAAUUCAACCACAUGAUAUUGUACAAGCUGUAUUACAACAAGAAGUUUUAUUAUAUUGUGGAAGAUUAAUUGGUACAAAUCCAGAUAUGUUUAAAGGUAUAUUAAAAAUAAGAAUUGGUUGGGUACUUGAAGCUAUUAAAUUAUAUUUAAUAAUGUCAAUUAAAAAUCCAAAACCAAUUGAAUGUUAUAGUCCAUAUGAAUUACGUAAAAUAUUAAUUAAAAUAUUAACUGUUAAAGAUUGGGAAAUUGAAGAAAAUUUAACAGUUAUUUGUCGUAGAAAAAUUGAGGGUAGUCUUUGUCGUGUACCAGCACAUUUUUAUAAUCAAGUUUGGGAAGUAUUAAUGAGAUGUCCAGGUGGUAUACGUGUUAAUGGACAAGAAUUACCACAACAACCAACAUUAACAAAUAUGUCAAGAUCUGAAUUAACAUUUUCAUUAUUAGUUGAAUCAAUAUUGAAUCAUAUACAAAUACCAGAAUAUCGUCAAAUUAUUGUUGAACUAUUAGAUAUUGUAUCAAUAAUAUUAUGUAGAAAUCCAGAGUUAAGUUUUAAAAGACAACUUGAUUUAAAUACACUUGUUGAAGAUGCAUAUAUUAUGUAUUGCAAAGAUAAUAAUUUAAUUCAAAAUGAUAAUAUGCAAGAAUUUUUUUCAAUGCAUUGUUCAGUUACUACUGGAUAUUUAGCAAGAGCUGUUGUUAAUAAUGUUUUAACUGGUGGUUGUAUGACGACAAUUAGUGAUACUGAUUUAGUACCAUCUGAUAACAAUGAAAUGUGCAAUAUAUCAUAGUUGAUUUUAUUAGAUUAUAGUUUUUUUUGUUUCGUAGAAAAAACGUGUGUGCCAAAAAAAAUAUAUAUUUAUUUGUGAUUUUAAAUUUUACAAAUGAUUGUUGAAUGUUAAAUAAAUAAUAUAUUAUGAA